Messenger RNA from Penicillium verhagenii, 765 nucleotides. RefSeq lists its product as uncharacterized. The record is from RefSeq and is a predicted model, not a curated record. The transcript has 4 exons. NCBI's taxonomy places the organism in Eukaryota, Fungi, Ascomycota, Eurotiomycetes, Eurotiales, Aspergillaceae. The coding region runs from base 1 to 765 and encodes 254 amino acids.
AUGGAGCUGUUUUCCAGCCAGUACCGACCGAGCGACGCGAUCUCUACCUCCGCAGUCUUCCACCCUCAACUUAUCACAUCAAGAUCAACAACGAUUCGCAGUUUUCCGAUCGCAUCGACAAAAUCCGGCAUAAUCAAUACGAGCAAGCUUUCGGUAUUUAUCAGCUCCCCUGAUAUCGAGGUCCCCGAAGUCCACAACCGGAAGCGUGUUCUGAACGAUAGCCUGAAACGGGCGCGAAAGCGCCUCAAGGGCCAUGGGUCAUUCGAUUUGGAAUUCUGGACAGCUGCCGAAGAGAUUGAUAGAUUGACGCUUGGAAAAACAAAAAUACACCGAAAAAUCUCCCUACAAGGAUACAAUGGCCCCGAGGAUGAAUGGAAGGCCUCCGAUGAGGGAAAAAGCAUUAUAUCGAUGAUCAAAGGACGAGAGAAGAAAAGGGAUAUCUGCAGACAACGAGUGAAGCAGCUCACUAUUAGCGGCCACGGAAACCGAAUCAGAGCAGAUAUCCUUCAUGAAACUCUUUACAACGACGAGACAAAGAUACCUGAACUCUUCUCGCCGCGGAACGGGCUAUUGAUAUCCACAAGCAUUGACCGCUAUAUGGAUACCGGAAAGAUCGUCAUUGUUCCCGAUCUGCCUGAGCAAUCAAACGCCCUAGAGGCCAUAAAGUGGUUGACCAGUCAGAGUCGAAGCCCUUGUCCGCUGAAGGAGGAAGAAGAAGAGGAAAAUGAAGAUACUGAGUAUGUGCUCGGCUUCAGUCUUGGGUAG